Sander lucioperca (pikeperch) is the source of this 1622-nucleotide messenger RNA. RefSeq names its product heparan sulfate (glucosamine) 3-O-sulfotransferase 1 (gene hs3st1). Gene Ontology annotation, molecular function: [heparan sulfate]-glucosamine 3-sulfotransferase activity. Bases 443 to 1357 code for a protein of 304 amino acids. The record is from RefSeq and is a predicted model, not a curated record. Lineage: Eukaryota; Metazoa; Chordata; Actinopteri; Perciformes; Percidae. The transcript is spliced from 2 exons.
UUACAACAACGUGAGUCACAGGGGGGAGUGGUCCUGCAGGCGUACUGUAGGCGUAGGCUUCAACAGCUGACACACUACAGACCGGGAGGACAGUCUGGCUCGGAAGCGGAGCACAGAGGAGGCGCUCCGGUGAAGUUGUGACCCUGUGUCCGAGGCGAGUUUUGUGCGCUCGGUAGAGACCACGGAGACUGUGCAGAGCCGGAACAUAAACCCGCAGUUUUGGAAGUACUGGUGCUGUGAACAGAGAGUUCAACGCUGCACGAAAUGAAAUCUUCGUCGAGUCGAGAGGAUUAUAGUUAGAAAGUUACUGCUCCUGGCAGAGAAGAUACAGUUCAUUUUCUUUUCCAUUGGACCAUUGUGCUCAGGCAGCUGCUUUUUCAAUGUGGGAUACAGUUUUGGUGCUUUUGCCAGGCUGAAAUCCUCCAGUGUCAGGACCUCCCUCAUGGCAGCUGUUCUCCUCGGGCUGCUGCUUUUUGCACUGCAGUCUCCCCCCAUCCCCUCCAGGCCCAUGGCUAACGAGGGGCCACCUCCCACCUCAUCGCCCACCGACAACGACGAGACCACCAGCCACCCAAACGGGACCCUCCAACAGUUUCCUCAGAUUAUAAUUAUUGGCGUGAGGAAGGGGGGAACGCGGGCUCUGAUAGAGAUGCUCAGUCUGCACAGUGCAGUGGCGGCGGCUCAGAACGAGGUGCACUUCUUUGACUGGGAGAGUCACUUUCAGAAGGGCUUGCCUUGGUAUCUCAGCCAGAUGCCCUACGCCUUCCCCGACCAGCUGACGGUUGAGAAGACGCCGGCCUACUUCACCUCCAGCAAAGUCCCCAAACGCAUUUAUCAGAUGAACCCUGACAUCAAGCUGCUGCUCAUCCUCAGAGACCCCACGGGGCGGGUGCUGUCAGACUACACCCAGGUCUUUUACAACCGUCUCCAGAAGCACAAGCGUUACCAGCCCAUCGAGUCCGUUCUGGUGAAGGACGGCGAGAUCAACCUGGGAUACAAGGCUCUCAAUCGCAGCCUGUACUAUGUUCACAUGCAGAACUGGCUGCAAUACUUCCCACUGGAGAGCAUUCACGUGGUGGACGGGGAUGAGUUGAUCAGGGACCCCUUCCCCGAGAUGAAAAAGGUGGAAAGAUUCUUAAAGCUGGAACCCCAGAUAAACGCUUCAAAUUUUUACUUCAAUAAAACUAAAGGAUUCUACUGUUUGAGAGACCACGGGCGAGAACGGUGUUUACAUGAUUCAAAAGGCAGGGCUCACCCUCAUGUGGCGCCUGCCAUCCUGCAAAAACUCUACCAGUUCUUUCACGAACCCAACAAAAAGUUCUUUGAGCUGGUGGGCCGACCAUUCAACUGGAAAUGAAGUUAAUGAACGUCUGAGUCUCAGUAGAUUGGCGUAGAGUUGCUUGGGGAUAAUCUGUUUUCCUCAUUAACAAUGUAGAUUAAGAGACAAAGCUAAUGUAAAUUUAAACUAAAUCUAUUUUUGUACUAGUAGUCUACAUUUGUUACAGGAGUAUGAUCGAGCCAAAUACCAGGGCAGACUCAAGUUCAUGACAUGUUUUGUUAGUGCAUGUCUUAUUUCUUUUCAUUGUCAAACAUAUGCAUUUUACUGUCUUUUUGUACUGUUA